This is a messenger RNA of Sinocyclocheilus rhinocerous, 2898 nucleotides long. It is a transcript of the gene itcha, whose product is annotated as itchy E3 ubiquitin protein ligase a. Gene Ontology annotation, biological process: proteasome-mediated ubiquitin-dependent protein catabolic process; protein ubiquitination. The coding region runs from base 475 to 2898 and encodes 807 amino acids. Gene Ontology annotation, molecular function: protein binding; ubiquitin protein ligase activity. Gene Ontology annotation, cellular component: cytoplasm. Lineage: Eukaryota; Metazoa; Chordata; Actinopteri; Cypriniformes; Cyprinidae. The transcript is spliced from 23 exons. The record is from RefSeq and is a predicted model, not a curated record.
CACGUGACGGCGUCGCGCAGUGACGUCACUCUGACAUGGCGCCAGCACUGGCGGCGGACCUUUGGUCUCCCGGUUGAGAUGGAGCAAAGUUUAUUCAAACGAGGGGAAGUUGACCUCGGAUCCCGUUAAAACCGAGACCUAGAAACAUUUCCCGCGAUCAUAAGCGACACACGCGUAUAGAGGACAACAUGGAAGAAAAACAGCCGUGUUUUGAUAAGGCGCUAACGCUAGCUCGUUUGACCGGUGCGGCGGGUGGUGUUUUGACAGCUCGUUAAUUAAUGUGCGUAUAAAUUAUAGUAUGAAACGAUUGUAAACUAUCAGUUUUAGUUUCCAAGACAUAUAUGUAUUUAGUUGACUCGUAAACGUCCUGCUGGUUUUUGUAGCUGCGACACCGUCAACGCUAAGAAACGCUACGUGACGUCACUUCCGUAAGUACAGAUUUGAGCCACAACAAGUGUUUUCAAUGGCCACACAAUGAAGGCUCAGCUUCAGAUAACAGUUCUGUCCGCUAAGCUUCGGGACAGUAAGAAGAACUGGUUUGGGCCCAGUCCUUAUGUUGAGGUGUGUGUGGACGGCCAGUCCAAGAAGACGGAGAAAUGCACCAACACUCACAGUCCCAAAUGGAAACAGUCUCUCACUGUGAUCGUCACCCCUUUCAGCAAGUUAAUUUUCCGGGUUUGGAGUCAUCAGACACUUAAAUCGGACAUUUUGCUGGGCAUGGCCGCUCUGGAGGUCAGCGAGACCUUAAAAGCCAACAAUAUGAAGAUCAGUGAGGUGGUGCAGACGCUGCAGUUGAGUUCAGACAGAGAGCGUGCGGAGAUGGUUGGAGAUCUCUCAGUGUGUCUCGAUGGACUGCAGGUGGAUCCCGAGACAUUUGCUUCUGAGGAACAAAAGCACAUCACAGAUGCUGUUGUAAAUGGAGAAUCCAAACUGAACGGGGAUGUAGCAGGAAGUCGAGAUUCUUCCCCAUCCAGUGACAUCGCUGAUAAAGCGCCGCUGCCCAACGGUCAUGCAGUGGAAAAUACGGGGUCUGCCUCUCCAUCCGCAGGGGCUCUGAGGCCACCUCGACCCCAGCGGCCGCCACCCGCCUCACCGCAUAAACCUAUUUCCUCCACAGCGUCCUCUGCUGGCUCGACUCCCACUCACGGCAGCAGCGCUCCCAGCCCAGAAACAUCUCCACGGGUGUGUGUGAACGGAGAAACAGAGAGUCAGGGGUCAAGCUCAGGUUCAGGGUCAAACCAGGCCCCGAGGGCCAGUCCAACGCCACCCAGAGCUUCACUGAUCAGUAACGGCCCUCUUCCUCCUGGCUGGGAGCAGAGAGUGGAUCAGAACGGCCACGUUUACUACGUGGAUCACAUUGAGAAAAGAACCACAUGGGAAAGACCAGAACCGCUACCAGCAGGCUGGGAGCGUCGCUUGGACCCGAUGGGCCGUGUGUACUACGUGGAUCAUAUAAACAGAACCACCACAUGGCAGAGACCCACACUCGAGUCGGUCCGGAACUACGAGGAGUGGCAGAACCAGCGCAGUCAGCUGCAAGGAGCCAUGCAGCGCUUCAACCAGAGAUUCAUCUACGGACUGCAGGAACAGCUCGCUCCGACAGCUAAUAAAGAGUUUGACCCUCUGGGUCCUCUGCCGCCGGGAUGGGAGAAACGGACAGACAGUAAUAGGAGGAUGUAUUUUGUUCACCAUCCUACGAGAUCCACACAAUGGGAAGACCCUCGAACACAAGGGUUGUUGAAUGAGAAGCCUUUGCCGGAGGGUUGGGAGAUGAGGUUCACAGUGGACGGGAUUCCCUAUUUUGUCGAUCACAACAGGCGAACAACGACAUACAUCGAUCCCCGUACAGGAAAAUCCUCCCUUGAGAACGGCCCUCAGAUCACAUACGUACGAGACUUUAAAGCCAAAGUGCACUAUUUCCGCUUCUGGUGUCAGCAACUAGCAAUGCCUCAGCACAUUAAGAUCCACGUCAGCCGCAAAACACUGUUCGAGGACUCGUUUCAGCAGAUUAUGAGUUGCCAUCCGCAAGAUCUGAGACGGAGACUGUGGGUUAUUUUCCCAGGGGAGGAGGGACUUGACUAUGGAGGCGUGGCCAGAGAAUGGUUCUUCCUGCUGUCUCACGAGGUCUUGAAUCCCAUGUACUGUCUGUUCGAGUACGCCGGCAAAGACAACUACUGCCUGCAGAUUAACCCCGCCUCCUUCAUCAACCCUGACCACCUCAAAUACUUCAAGUUCAUUGGCCGGUUCAUCGCUAUGGCUCUGUUUCAUGGGAAGUUCAUAGACACGGGCUUCUCUUUGCCAUUUUAUAAGCGCAUCCUGAACAAACCUCUGGCUCUGAAAGACCUGGAGUCCAUCGACCCGGAGUUUUACAACUCGCUCAUCUGGAUCAAGGAUAAUAAUAUAGAGGAAUGUGGCUUGGAGAUGUAUUUCUCGGUGGAUAAGGAGAUUUUGGGAGAAGUCACCACACAUGAACUCAAACCUGAUGGAGGAAACAUUCAGGUGACAGAGGAAAAUAAAGAGGAGUAUAUCAGGUUGGUUGCUGAGUGGAGGUUGUCCAGAGGGGUUGAGGAACAGACUCAGGCGUUUCUCGAGGGCUUUAAUGAGGUCUUGCCGCAGCAGUACCUGCAAUACUUUGAUGCCAAAGAGCUGGAGGUGAUGCUGUGUGGGAUGCAGGAGAUCGAUCUGGGCGACUGGCAGAGGAGCACCAUCAUCUCAGCCAAAUAUUGGAGCAAUGGGCCGCAAAAGUUCUGUAUUGAGAAAGUGGGAAAAGAAAACUGGCUGCCAAGGAGCCACACAUGCUUUAACCGUCUGGAUCUGCCGCCCUAUAAAAGCUUCGAGCAGCUAAAGGAGAAGCUGCUGUUUGCCAUCGAGGAAACGGAAGGCUUUGGUCAGGAGUGA